GGUAACAAUGGCUUAUAGUAUUUGGUGAUUUGACACAAAAACAGAUUAAAUUAGAAACCAAUUGUGAAUUGUUUGUGUUUUUAUUUGGUUGUAGUGAUUUAAUAGCUGCUUAUUUUAUUGCCAUAGUAUUAUUAGUGUUCUAAGUAAAAAGAAAUAUUUUAUAUUAUCAAUAAUUAUCAUCAUAAUGAUCUAGAUUGAUCAAGAGAAAUAAAAGCAAUUGAUUUUAUUUUUUGAAACAUCUGCCAGCAUAUCUUUUUUCAUUGUAUAGAAAGGUGUACAUUGGAGUAUAAAAUUUUUCUUUAAAAUCUCAUGUUACUAACGAUUGGAUUAACGUUGUUGAAUUUUUAAGUUUAUUUAUAAUAAAUUGAAGAUGAAUGAAGGAGCAGCAAAGAAUGAAUCUUUUACUGACAAUAAACAAAGCAUUGGUAUGUCUAAAUCUAGUCGAUCUUCUUCAUCAUCAAAACUUCAACCAGAAAAAAUAAUGCUAACAAUAGAAAUGAUGGAAAGUGAUGAUGAAGAUGAAGAUGGUGAUGAGAAUUACCUUAAAAAUGAUAAUCCGGAGGAAGAAGAAAUCGAUCAAGAUGUUGAAGAGAAGAAAAAUGAUAAUGCAAUUGAUACAUUUAAUGUAGAAUUAAAAAAAGAAUUACCUAGUAUUGAAGGGUUAGCCAUCAGUCUACAGACAGAAGGUAAAAAGAGUUUUGAAAAAUCUCAUUCAAAUCAAAAUUAUCAUUGUGAUAAAAUUGAUAGAAAUAAUGAAUUAAAGUUAAUCAACAACUCUUCCUCUCGAUAUCAAUUAGAAUAUGGACGAAUGGAUAUUGAUAGCAUUCCAAAAACUUCAGAGUCUUCAUUAGUUCCUGAAAAAUAUUCAAGAACUCAUGGUAGUUCUUCAGUUUUAGAAGCUACACCUUUAGAGACGAUAUCAUCAUCUUACUCAAGUGGAAUAUCAUCAGCAUCAUCUGGAAUACCGUCACUUAAUACUGGAAUAUUGGUGACUUCUCAGAACCAAAUACAUGAUUUAUUGACAGGUCAAAAACAUAAAGGAUCAAUUACUUCUACAACAAUUCAUUUAAAUAAGCAAUCAAACACGAAAUACGAACAAGUUAGUACUCAUUCUGCUAAUGCUUCUAAUGCAUCUCAUAAACCAGACCCUGGAACUAUAACUACAAAUACAUUCCAAUCAAGUCUCAAUUCUGCUGCAAUAAACAUUAAACCAGAGUCUGGUGUUGUGAAUCAAGCACAUAUUAAUCAGAAUACGUCUUCACAUCAUUUGCCACUUGAAACCCCUAUUAAACAUCAACUACCGACUGGAAGUAUGAGACCAGUUCCAUCAUAUUCCCACAGGAAUCUUAUGCAGACUCCUCAAAGCAAGAAUCAAGCUAAUUUCAGCUCCAAUAAAUCUUAUGUACAAACUCCUGCAACAAUUUUUUCUCAUUGGCAAAAUUUACUACAUACCCCAGUGCAAAACAGUGGAUUGGAUCGAGGAUCAGGACAAGGAUCAUCAAUUGUUCCUAAACAGGAGUCGUAUUGGUGCAAGAGUACUGAAAGAAAGGGAGUACGAAGGCCUCUGGCUGAAACAAUGAUUCAAGAACCUCGAACAUCAACUGAUAAUGUUAAGUAUGUUGAAACGAAUCAUGAGCAUCAUGAAAUUCAAAAUCAAUUGCCAUUGGAAUCGAAAAAUUAUCUUCAAAAAGAAUCCCAAGUUUAUUCUCCUCUUCCAAAUAAAACUAAAGUUUCAGAAAAAAGUUCUUUGGAGAACCAAAACUGUCCUACAUCAGAAACUUAUAAAAGAACUCACAGUGAAAUUCAAAACCGACCAAUAGAGUUUCAAAGUAGUGGACAAUCAUCACAAACAUCUAAGUCACAAGAAUCUAAAGAGAAUAUAUAUCCGACGUUUCGAGAUAGCUUUGAGAAAAAAGAAGAAUCUUCGAAAAAAUCAUCAGAAUUAAUUUUGGAGAAUAAUCAAAUUAAUAAAUUAUCCAAAUCAGAUUCUUCAACUGUGAAAGAAGCAUUUUGUAAUCUCCAAAACAUUAAUAAUAAAGUAAACGUAGUAGCAUCAGUACCUUCGAGUAUAAAUAAAAUUCAAUUAGGAAAAAAUCUUGUUGUUAAAGGUGUGGAGUAUUUGAUUCUCGAUAAAGUGGGCGAAGGUAUGAGUGGAGUAGUGUACAGGGUUAGAAAUCUGAGUAAUUCAGAAUUGAGAGCCAUAAAAUGUGUAGACUUAUCUAAAAUGGAUAAAGAAAACGCUCAAUCUUGUAUUCAGGAGAUCACAAUGCUUUCUAAACUGCAAGGACCAUCGAUAGUUCAGAUGUUUGAUUAUGAAAUUGACAAACAUAUGAUAUAUGUGGUUUUGGAAAUGGGAGACACUGAUUUAAGUCGUUUGUUAAAAUCCAUUACUGCAGAAAAAACUCCACCGUUAACCAUGGUCUUAUAUUAUUGGACUGAAAUGCUAUCAGCAGUAAAAUAUAUCCAUGAUAAUGGUGUAAUCCAUUCGGAUUUAAAACCAGCUAAUUUUUUAUUAGUCAAAGGAAGACUUAAACUCAUAGAUUUUGGUAUUGCUUCUACUAUAAAUGGUGAUAUGACGUCUGUAGUAAAAAAUACAACAUGUGGAACAUUAAAUUAUAUUAGUCCUGAAGCUUUAGUGGAUAUUGGAGAAUCUCCCAGUCAGCACAGUAAAUAUAAAAUCAGUUGCAAAUCAGAUGUGUGGUCGUUGGGAUGUAUUCUCUAUUCAUUAGUUUAUGGACGAACACCAUUUCAACAUAUUCGACAGUAUUGGGCUAAAAUAAAUGCAAUAGUUAAUCCUGCUUCAAAGAUUUCAUUUACACAACCACCUAAUGCUGAUCCAAUACCGCCAGUGUUGAUUGAUGUGAUGAAAAAAUGUUUACAACAUAAUCCUAAAGCUAGACCUUCUGUUGAACAGUUACUUCAAAUCCAUUAUAUACCAACUGAACAUCCCAGAAAUGUUCCAGAGAUCCCACCCACUAUCAUCAUGAAAAUAAAAAAUGUAUUGAAUGAUGAAGAAUGGCAUCAAUUCAUAGAGAUUAUGGAGAAGCAAAGAAAGGCUUGAUUAUAUUUUUCAUUGUCGAUUUUCGCGAUAAUGUACAUAAAAUUUGUAUAAUUUGAUAAUUAUGUGUAAGUGAUGAACUAAUAGUAUUUUAUAAAACAGAAACUCUAAUUAUUCAAUAAAAAAUUAAUUGUUAAAUAGAUGUAGUAUACAUAAUUAUCGAUAAUAAAGGUAAUUUUUUGGCAUAAGGGUUAAAAAUAUGCUCUAACAA
This is a messenger RNA of Chelonus insularis, 3269 nucleotides long. It is a transcript of the gene Mps1, whose product is annotated as Monopolar spindle 1. Bases 371 to 3061 code for a protein of 896 amino acids. Gene Ontology annotation, molecular function: protein serine/threonine/tyrosine kinase activity; protein serine/threonine kinase activity; ATP binding. The record is from RefSeq and is a predicted model, not a curated record. The transcript has 3 exons. Lineage: Eukaryota; Metazoa; Arthropoda; Insecta; Hymenoptera; Braconidae. Gene Ontology annotation, cellular component: kinetochore; nucleus. Gene Ontology annotation, biological process: protein localization to kinetochore; peptidyl-serine phosphorylation; mitotic spindle assembly checkpoint signaling.